Molecule: messenger RNA, 837 nt
Organism: Triticum aestivum (bread wheat)
Lineage: Eukaryota; Viridiplantae; Streptophyta; Magnoliopsida; Poales; Poaceae
Product: ABC transporter G family member 14-like
Exons: 1
Coding region: 1-837 (278 amino acids)
Biological process (GO): transmembrane transport
Cellular component (GO): plasma membrane
Molecular function (GO): ABC-type transporter activity
Source: RefSeq, a predicted model, not a curated record
AUGCCGACGGCCUCCCGCCUCGGCCGUCGGCAUAGAUCGGACGCCGUUAGCCGCACGGCACGGCGGGAUCGCCGGGCCCGCAACUAUGCCGACGGCCAAGAUAUGUCGACGGCCGCUGUAGGCGUAAGUUUGGGUAAGCCGACGGCCUUUCUGGGCCGACGGGGGCCGUCGGCAUAUGUCUGGAUAGCCCGACGGCUUUAUUACGCCGACGGCCUGGAUAUGGCUGUCGGCAUAGCCCUGACAAGGCUGACGGUGGCCGUCGGCAUAGAUAUGGCCGUCGGCAUAGGGCCCUGCUCCGGUAGUGUCUCCUCCUACUUCGCCGCGCGCACCGCCGCCGACCUCCCCAUGGAGCUCGGCCUGCCCACUGCCUUCGUGCUCAUCCUCUACUGGAUGGGCGGCCUCGACCCGCGCCCGACUUCCUUCCUGCUCUCCCUCCUCGUCGUCCUCUACAGCGUGCUCGUCGCCCAGAGCCUCGGCCUCGCCGUGGGAGCCGUGUUCAUGGACGUCAAGCAGGGCACCACGCUCGCCUCCGUCAUCACCAUGGUCUUCCUCAUCGCCGGCGGCUACUACGUGCAGCACAUCCCGCCAUUCAUCGGAUGGCUCAAGUGGCUCAACUACAGCUUCUACUGCUACCGCCUCCUCCUCGGCAUCCAGUUCCGCGAUGGCGGCGGCCUCUACGACUGCGGCGGCGGCACGCUCUGCCCCGUUGCCGACUUCCCCGCCAUCAAGGCCGUCGGGCUCAACAACCACUGGGUGGACGUCUGCGUCAUGGCGCUCCUCCUCGUCGGCUACCGGGUCGUCGCCUACCUUGCCUUGGACCGCCUGCAGCCGAGGUGA